AUGGACCGUUGGGUAGGAAAAGUCGCCCUAGUAACCGGAGCGAGUUCAGGAAUCGGAGCUGCAAUAGCGAAAGCUCUCGUGGAAAACGGACUACUCGUUGUCGGUAUCGCCAGGCGCAUCGAUAAAAUCGAAGACCUCUCCAGGACCCUCGCGGACCAACCGGGCAAAUUGUUCGCUCUAAGAUGCGAUGUAGCCAAGGAAGAGGACAUCCUGAGGUCCUUCCGAUGGAUAACCGAAAACGUGGGCCCCAUCCACAUUCUCAUUAACAACGCCGGACUCAUCCGACCCACCAAUUUAACCGACGGUUGCACGGAGGACUGGCGCAAGAUCUUCGACGUCAACGUCAUGGCGCUGUGCAUUUGCACCAGGGAGGCCGUCAAAGUGAUGCGCCAGAAAAAAGUGGCCGGCCACAUCGUGCACAUCAACAGCGUGGUGGGGCACACGGUGCCCGUUUUGCCCAAGCCCGCUUUCAACGUCUAUCCGGCCUCCAAGCACGCCGUUACCGCUCUGACGGAGACCCUGCGGCAGGAGCUCAUCCACCUCGAUUCUCCCAUUAAAGUCACGAGCAUCAGUCCCGGGGUGGUUACCACCGAGUUCAUGGAGAAUCUUCCCAACGACGGUACUAAAGAGGCGGUGAAUCAGAUGAAAGCGUUGAGACCGGAGGAUGUGGCUGGAUCGAUUUUGUAUGUUCUGGGUACCGCUCCGCACGUUCACAUUCAAGAGCUCAUUAUAAGACCUAUGGGGACUCUUGUUUGA
Phyllotreta striolata is the source of this 756-nucleotide messenger RNA. NCBI's taxonomy places the organism in Eukaryota, Metazoa, Arthropoda, Insecta, Coleoptera, Chrysomelidae. The record is from the annotation of a GenBank genome assembly.